Molecule: messenger RNA, 1278 nt
Organism: Phytophthora infestans T30-4
Lineage: Eukaryota; Oomycota; Peronosporomycetes; Peronosporales; Peronosporaceae
Product: elicitor-like transglutaminase, putative
Exons: 1
Coding region: 1-1278 (425 amino acids)
Molecular function (GO): aminoacyltransferase activity
Source: RefSeq, a predicted model, not a curated record
AUGGUGAAAAUCGUACCCUGCGUCGCACUGAGUGUCGUGAUCGCUGCCGCUACACUAGAGCUAGCUCAAGCUACCCCUCUACAAUGCAACGCUUACAUGCCAACAGGAGCGGAUGCUUUCUUAACGGAUGACCACCCAGCAGUCAUGAAGGACUACAACGGCGCCGUACCUGUCGAGUAUCCCGUUGACCAAUGCAACGCCGCCGGAUCGGCCGAGUCAACGCGUAAAUUACGCCGCAUGGAGGACGCACCCGGCUCGGAUAUCUCGGAUUUAGAGACGUACUUCGAUGAAAGUCUCGAAGUGGACUUCACGACGCUAAAGGAGAAAUACUCUUCUGCUGCUGCGCCGAAAAUCCCGUGGCCAGGUAGCUACUGGCCCGCGUACCAGGACAGCAUCAACGUCAUCUGGAGAACCGGCGAGAAAAGUGCUAGCGCUAAAUACGCCGAAGCUUUUGGUCUUGAUCCCAUUGACUUUAUGAACAAGAUCUCGGCUCAAAAUGGCGUCGACGCACAUUCCAACAACACAAAGUGCGCAGCUGAUACAGACUGCGCGUCACUUAAAGAUGGCAGCGUGUGCGCUAUUCGCAAAGACGCCCCGAGUGGCUACUGCAUCCCGACGUGGUACGGUAUUUGCCACGCCUGGGCGCCGGCUGCCAUGCUCGAGGACGAACCAAAAUGUGACGUCGUCAAGAAUGGACAAACGUUCCAUGUGAUGGAUAUUAAAGCUUUGGUAUCGGAUAUCUACGACGGGUCUGCUAUCCCGACCGUCUUCACCGGUGCCCGUUUUAAUGGCCCAGACACUCCCGUCAUGAUAGACGAGUACGGACGCUACACGAGCGCAGCGCGUCGUGAUCUAGGUGCCGGUUUCUUCCAUCUCGCCAUCACCAACAUCAUGGGGAAACACGAGCAAUCGUUCAUUAUAGACGUCACGGCAGGCGCUCAGGUCUGGAACCAGCCUGUGCGGUCGUACGAGGUGCAGAAGAUGGAGCUGGUGGACAAUGCACAAGCGUCGCAGCAGUAUUUCGGCACGAGUGUGUACCCGUUCAACAGCGAGAUGGUGUAUCUCGCGUACGUAAAUACAACCGUGACCUGGGUCGUCGAGGCGUACGCUGACGGUCCACUUGCUACAGCCGACCGGGUGGAGCCGUACACAGUCACAGAUUACUAUGAAUACUUGCUCGAACUGGAUGCCGACUACGCUGUUAUCGGCGGUGAGUGGGUGGAACGCUCGAAGACAGACCACCCAGAUUUUUCUGUGGUUCCCGACGGCCAAACCUGA